CCCGGCACAACUGUCGUACGAGCAACAUGCAGUCCUGUGCACAAGUUACUGCCAAAGUUUGGCUCGGAGUUUAACAUAUACCUUUCUAUCCGUCUAACAUUUAACUUUUAAGGAAAAGUGAUUUUGCUUCUGAUGAAGUAGGCUUAAGUGAACAAUGAUCCAUUAGUAGUGAUUGGAAAUUAAAAAAUUCAAUUGGAUGUUGACAGAAAAAAUUCUUUAAAAAUGAAACUUUGGAUCCUACUCUCAAUUUUCAUGUUGGUCCAGGCAGACCUUCUGGACCUUUAUGUACAACACAUGGACGAAACCAUGGGAACAAAUUCUGUACAAAAGAAUUACCGGAAAAGAAUGCCCUUGAGAUUUCGAAAUAAGAGAAGUCCUAAAGUUAAUACUCCAAUUGAACAUUCGAAGAAGCAACAAAUUAACGUUGAUGAUGGUUGGUGGGAUAAUAAAACACCAAAGAAACAAAGUAAAAAGCCGAUUCUUACCUCAGAUGGUUUAAACUUUCCAAAUAUGAAUGAACAAAAUUAUAAUCCUCUGCAUCAUGAAUAUAUUAAGGAUAAUAAAGCCUUAGAAUUUGUUGAAGGAUUUGAUAUUUCAUAUAAAAAUAGAAAUGAAGAGGUAAGAGCUGAAAGAUUGAUUGAAAAUGAGUCGGAGGAAGUGGUCACAAAAGAACCACUGAAAUUAAAAGCCAAAAAAUACUAUGAUAAUAUGAAAGCAACCAGGAAGUCAAUGAAACAAGGUGAAAGUGAAACAGAUCAUUUCAAGUUUAAGAGAAGUGUGAAAGAAGUUAAUUUUACUCGACAUGAAAUGCUUGAUGACAAUGGACUAGUUUUUUUCGAAUGGGAUCCAUCAGAUGAUGACAUUGUUACGUUUAGAGUAACAGCAAGGACAUUAGGAUACAUUGGAAUUGGUUUUAAUGACAAAGUCCACAUGAGAGGAGCAGAUAUUCUUCUUGGUUGGGUUGAUGAUCAUUCUGGUACAGUAAAUCUAUUGGAUUCACACGGUGAUGAAGAAACGAACGCAUCACCAAUCACAGAUUUAUCUCAAGAUGUGGAUAUACUAGAGGGCUUUCAGAAUAACACCCACACAUCCAUAACGUUCUCGCGGAGAUGGCAGACCUGCGACCCAGACGAUCGUCAUUUAACCGAAGACAAUGUGAGGGUCCUUUGGGCCAUGCACGAGGCAGACCCCGAACUAAAUACACCGAUUUGGCAUGGAGAAAAAAGAGGAGGCAGAGCAUUAAGACUGCGAGCUCCUGCUCCCGUUCCUUCACCACCACGAUCACCUGACAUUCGACAUUGGGAUGUAAAACUCAAUCAGUUUACAGUUGAUGAUAAACAGGAAACUAUCUAUUGGUGCAAAAUAUUUACUGCUCCAGCUUUAGAAAAAAAACAUCACAUGAUUGGAUAUGAACCGCUGGUAGAAAAAGGUAAUGAAGGUCUCGUACAUCAUAUGAUCCUGUACGAGUGUACAUCAACAUCACAACAACUUGGACAAUAUUCCAGGGUAGUUGGAGGUCCAUGCCACAGUAGUACAACUCCUCCAGAAUGGGACUCAUGUAUUCAACCUGUUGUCGCUUGGGCGCGAGGCAGUAAAGGCGAAUGGCUACCAGAUCACGUGGGUAUUCCCGUAGCUGAACAUAAGGAAGGAUCUUAUUACAUGCUAGAGGUUCACUACAAUAAUCCUAGUAAGAGAACAGCUAUUGAUAGUAGUGGAGUAAGACUUCAUUUAACUCCUAUUUUGAGACCCCAAGAAGCUGGUAUUUUUGUCACUGGAGUCGCCGUCAGUCCUCUACACUUUAUUCCACCAGAACAGAAACAAUAUGCUACUGCUGGUUAUUGUAAUACUCAGUGUACUGAGAAACUGUUUCCUGAAGACGGAGUCAAUGUCGUUUCCGUUGUCCUCCACUCACACAUGGCAGGUCGAAGAAUGAGUUUGAAACAUAUACGUGAGGGUAAUGAACUGCCUCACAUUGUCAAGGAGAAUCACUUUGACUUCAAUUACCAGCAAUCUCACAGUGUAAAAGAGGAAGUAAAAAUCCUACCAGGAGAUGAAUUAAUUACUGAAUGCGUUUAUGGAACUCAAGAUCGUAAAAAACCUACUCUAGGGGGAUACUCUGCCAUGCAAGAAAUGUGUCUUGCAUUUGUCGUCUACUAUCCUCGAACUGAAUUAGCCUCCUGCUAUAGUAUAACUCCAGCUAAAGAUCUAUUUAAAACAUUAGGGGUUCAUAAUUUCAAGGGAGUUACUCUAGAUAACUUGGAGAGAAUGUUUUCAUCAACUGGAACCGAUGCUGUUUCUUCACCUACAACAGCUACCAGAUCAAAUGAAGGCAUUUACAAAGAAGUGAUCAAAGGAGCCGAGACGGCUGUGAAAGCAAUGAAAGAAUACUCUGAUGAACGGAAUGAAGACAACGUGUUUACAAGAUUAGUAAUAGAAAAUCCACCAGAGUUUAGAGGAAGAACACUAGCUGAUCAUUUGUUAGCAUUACCUUGGGCAGAAGAUCUUUUAACAAGACAAAUAGAAAAUAGUCUUUAUCAUGGAAAACACACAUUAUUUUGUAUAAAGAGAAACGAUCAACUAGCAUUACCUAUAGAUACUAAAUUACUCCCAAAUUUUACUAAGUUACCGGAAAAAAAUGAAACAGUUUGUCGCGAACGAAUGAUAAGGUCUUCAUCAGUAAUGUUAAUACCUAAUUUAUUCAUUUUGUGUUUUAUCAUUGCUAUUAAUUUACUUAAUUGCUGAUAAAAUAAUAUUUAUUAUUAAUAAUAUCUGUAGAUAUUCAAAGAAAAACUUUCAGAGCAAAUUUCGCUCUUUUGUAUAUUUUUUUAAAAAUUUUAUUUCAAUUGGCCAAGUUUAUUUAUUAAAAUACUUUGUACUAUUUUUUUACUGUUUAUAAUUUCUAUUUUACUUUAGGAUUAUAAUUAUUGAUGUUA
This is a messenger RNA of Chelonus insularis, 2933 nucleotides long. RefSeq names its product MOXD1 homolog 1. The coding region runs from base 223 to 2742 and encodes 839 amino acids. Gene Ontology annotation, molecular function: copper ion binding; dopamine beta-monooxygenase activity. NCBI's taxonomy places the organism in Eukaryota, Metazoa, Arthropoda, Insecta, Hymenoptera, Braconidae. The transcript has 7 exons. The record is from RefSeq and is a predicted model, not a curated record. Gene Ontology annotation, cellular component: secretory granule membrane. Gene Ontology annotation, biological process: octopamine biosynthetic process; norepinephrine biosynthetic process; dopamine catabolic process.